This is a messenger RNA of Prosopis cineraria, 1476 nucleotides long. Its product is annotated as gibberellin 2-beta-dioxygenase-like. Gene Ontology annotation, biological process: gibberellin catabolic process; response to light stimulus. The coding region runs from base 159 to 1169 and encodes 336 amino acids. The transcript is spliced from 3 exons. Lineage: Eukaryota; Viridiplantae; Streptophyta; Magnoliopsida; Fabales; Fabaceae. The record is from RefSeq and is a predicted model, not a curated record.
UUCCCCGUCCCUUCCCUCAACAGUCAAUCCUCACCUCCAUUUAAACCCCACCCACCAAUCCUCCUUCCAUUCACGUUCCCAAUUCCUCUCUCUCUCCUUCUCCUCCUUCCUCGCCCCUCUUCCUCUCUCUUCAUCACCUUCCUCUGCUUCUCUCAACCAUGGUCGCUCUGUCUCGCCCUCCUCCUUCACACAAUCUCUUCCACUUCAAGUCCCGCAAUAAUCCCACCACCUUCUUCGACGGAAUCCCUGUCGUCGACCUCUCCCACCCCGACGCCAAGUUCUUCAUCGUCCAGGCCUCCCAGGAAUUCGGCUUCUUCAAGCUCCUCAACCAUGGCGUUCCAAUGGAGUUCAUCACCGCUCUUGAGAACGAAGCCUUCGCGUUCUUCGCCAAACCAAAGUCCCACAAGGACCGUGCAGGCCCUCCUGACCCUUUUGGCUAUGGAAGCAAGCGAAUAGGCUGCAACGGCGAUCUUGGUUGGAUCGAAUAUCUUCUCCUCAACUUUAAUCCCGAUGUCAUCUCCCCCAACACUCUCUUCGUCUUUAAUCAAUACCCCCCUGCUUUCUGCUCUGCUGUGGAGAAAUACGUUUCGGCGGUGAGGAAUUUGAGCUAUCAGGUGCUGGAAUUAAUGGCGGACGGGCUGGAGAUUGAAGAAAGGAAUGCAUUUAGCAGGCUGCUGAGGGACGAGAAGAGCGAUUCUCUGUUCAGGCUGAACCACUAUCCGCCGUGCUCGGGGCCGGAAGCAUUGAGUGGAAAGAACUUGAUUGGGUUCGGAGAACACACGGACCCACAGUUAAUUUCUGUGCUGAGAUCCAACAACACGUCGGGCCUGCAAAUUUGCCUCAGAGAUGGGACCUGGGUUUCGGUCCCAUCGGAUCACACCUCGUUUUUCAUCAAUAUUGGCGAUACCCUGCAGGUGAUGACGAACGGGAGGUUCAAGAGCGUGAAGCACAGGGUUGUGACAGACUCGAGCAGGUCAAGGCUAUCAAUGAUAUACUUCGGAGGACCACCGUUGAUCGAAAAGAUAGCGCCUUUAGCUUCAUUAUUGAUGGGGGAGGAGGAAGAAAGCCUGUACAAGGAAUUCACAUGGUGCGAAUACAAGAAGGCUCUGUACAAGUCAAGGCUCGGCGAUAAUAGGCUGGCCCUCUUCCAGAAAGCUGCAGGCCAAUGAGAUAUUAUGAAUUAUCCAUGAAUGAAAGGGUCAAGAUAUAAUUGGCACCCCAACUGCUUUAAUUUAGCAUAUUUUAGGUCUUUUCUUUUCUCUGUAUGUUUUGUCUGCUGGGAAAAUAGGGUUCAAAGGGCUUACUCGACUUGACAUGUUAGUAGUGAAAGGAACAAGCUGCUGUUUAAUAUUGUCUGGGAUCCUUUAUUUUCUUAAUUUUGGUUUUAAUUUUCAUGUAACCACCAGCGUCGAUGUAAUGUAGAUGGAGCGCAGCUCUUUGUGAUGGUGUUGUUUGAAUAUUAAAUAGACUUCUUAA